ACAGUUCAGUUAAAAAAAAAAUUAAAUUAUGUUUAACAAACCGUUACGUGUUUUAACGUGCGAGCCAAGGCGUGUCCAUAAUUGACACCUCGCGCAUGCGCAGAGGGGCCGGGUACACCUUGGCAAACGUUGGGUCAAUUUGAGCAGAGGGCGAACGCCAGGGAGCGUUUAGUCCAGACGUCACGCAGUGAGCAGUUUUAAAAGAAAUACGAACCAGGCCCAGAACUUUUUCUAGCAACCCGUAGCCAUUCGUUUGAAUCGUUGGCAUGUUACCAUCAGCCGGCCGGGUCAAACUAAACCGAGUCGCGUUAAAAGACGUCGUUGGAGGUAACGGGGAGCCGCGGCGGAGACGACCGCCCAAAAAGCGAGAGGAACCAAAACCGGCGUCGGCCACUGGCAACGACGUACCGGUCCAAACGUCUCCAACGGGCCCGGGAAAUGUGACCGCUAACCCCGCCGGAGGAGAGCUGGCGGAGAGUCGUGUAGGUGGAGGUAGAAUGAAGGGGGUGGAGUGCAGGACUGGCAUGUGGGGCAGAGACGUUGAAGAGGUUCCCGGAACGGGAUGUCGCCAGAUAGGAGCCGAGAUUCACAGGGACAAGAGGAUGAAGCUCGAGGAUAGCGUUGAAGAUGGGGUUUUGCCAGCCGCUCUGGGUUUAGAAAGCGUUUGCUGCAGAGACCCAGCAGCAGCAGCAGCAGCAGCAGCCGCAACGGACUCUGGAGAAAAAAUGAAAGCAUGCAUUUUGACGCGUAACAACAGUGAGUCGCGAUGGGAGCGCGCGGUCGUCGCUAGCAACUCGACCGUGAAAGAAAACCGUGUCAACGAGAAGCCUGCUGGUGAGAUUGAGAAGGCCUCAGAUGCUGAUGCACCACAGAGGACGUCUGAUGGGUUGUUUCAGGGGAACGAGACAGAACUGGAUGAGCCGGAGUCAUUCACCUGCCAGAGAGUGAUGCCCUAUAUUAAAAAAAUCAAAUUUAGCUGUGCGCGCACAUACAUGCCGUGGCCCCUCUCCCACAGAGGCCCCACCGUCAUAGUCCACGCUGGAUCUGCAGGCGGUCCAGCAGAGGCUGUAGAUCCCAAAGCUGGCGUCGACUGCGGCUCCCCAGCAGACCGAAAUCAGCCGGGCUCGUCCAGGGCCCGAGCCGGCGACGAGCUCCCUGCAGCACCUUCAGCCCGCCAGGUAUGUCGUGGCGAUGUGAAGACACGGGACGACAAUGGAGGAAGCGUUCAAGAUGAUAGGCCGACAUGCGCUGUGGAGUUUGCGCCUCGCUGUGCGUCAGCAUCCUUAGCUGGUCUUCGCUCGCCUGCGCUGGCCCACAUUUCCAACCCAAGUCAGAGUGGAGGAGAGCGUGGCGCGCCCUCAUCUCCUCCGGUUGAUGAAACCGAAAGCCACGAGUCGACCCCCUUCCUCUCGGCUCUCGGCCUGAGUGACUGUGAAACCACCACCACUUUGUCUCCCAUGUCGUCUCCGUCCACACACGGGGGUUCGAGCAGCCUCUGGGCCACACCGUCCUCUCUCCCACCUUCAUCGGCCCCCAUGAAGAACGUCAAAGGUGUUAGGAACGAUGAUCCUGCCAGUGUUCCACUAACGUCCUUUUCACCCGACUGUGUGAUUGAAGCUGUGGAGGAAACGUUGCUCUUUAAAGUAACUCAAAUGACUUCGUGGACUCCAUCUUCUGCUCAUCCGUGCGACUCUGACUCCUUUCAUUCAUGCGAGUCGUCCCCUUUUCUCCCUCCACACGAGCGAGGGAGAAGUGACCGAUUUUCUCCCGCCAGGAGCCCACCGUCUGAUACGUGGUCCUUUAACCACACGCUCGUCAAAGACGGAUCGUUGCACAAAAUCCUAAAGGAAAACUUUGUAGAAACGGACUCAAAUGAGUUUCUGCUUCCUCCACUGCUCUCUCCUGUCACUUCACCACGAGGGCCCUCAGGGACGAGCCCCCAUCUCCAAACACCAGGCUGCUCAGAAGAAGAAGAGGACGAGGAGGAUGAGCAAAUCAACGACUGCUCCGGAAAACCCCAAAUGUCCUCUGGAUGUCCCGUGCCACAGAUUGUUGAUAGUAAAAAGGAUUAUCCUGAACAUGGUUGUGGAGAAAGGGAAGUCUCUGAAACUACUUUAUUGAAGCCUCAAUCCUCUCCAGACAGCGGCGAUGACGCUGAUGAUGGGGAACAGAGUAACAAAAAACCCAAACAAGUUCCCUCCGACCCCAAAAUGACGACAAACCUCGUCUCAGGUGAGGUCACAGAACCCCGCUCGUAUCUCAGCAGUGACGACGACGACGACGAUGAGUGUAAAGAUGUUGUUGAUGAGGCCUUCUAUGAGACACAUUCCGCUGAAGACGAGGGAUCCGGUCCGUGUGACGCACAGCGCAGCGUCACAGAAGAACCCGGCGCAGAGGUAGCUGACCAUCUGCAGCACAGCGCUCUGGAUGAGAUCGCUGCUUACGAACAGGACAUCCUGCUGGUGGACGUGAUCCAGGACGACCCGGAGCUGUUUGAAAACCUGCCCGAGCAAAGUCUGCUGAAGCUGGGCCCCAUAAGGGCCACCGUGGCUCCUGUAGCCGGAAGAGCACCGCCGCUGAGGAUAGACUCGGCGUCACUGGAGAACCCGAGGUUGACUCCAGGUAUUAAAACUGGUCCUUUGGUCCGUUUUGAUGCCCCAGAGAAGACAAACUGCAGAUCAUGGAGGCCUCAGGGAGGCGGCAGCACCUCUUCCCAAACGAGUCUGCCGGAUGCCAACAACAAUCAUGUGAACGGAGUCCCGGAGAGGAGCCUCUGGAAUGCAAACCUUCUGCACAAUAACCUCCCUCCACCCAUGGCCGCAAAAAACGGGCCUUCGAUCGCAAAUCCCACACAGUUCAGGCGCCAGAAUUCGAUUGGUUACUGCAGGCACUACUUCAGUGAGUCGCUGUCCUGCGGCUUCAAGAAGUGUCACUUCAAGCAUGUGCCCGCUGAGGGGGACGAGAAGCUGUGCAUCGAAACUUUGACACGCUUUGUCAAAAAUCCAAUGUGCCUUCAAAAAGCAGGAGCCAUGUUUGUGUGCUACUACCAGAGCAACCGACCGGGGGCGUGCUUCUCCAUGCCGGUGCUGCUGACUCUCCUCUGGGCUCUGCUCAAAGCCGGCAUGGUGUCCGACGUCCUGACGGUCCUCGGCGUCAGUUUGACCCACAAGAUCGUGCCGAGUCAUGAGUUCCUGUUGGCCCUCUUCAACCAUGUGAGAGAAAAGGAUCUUUUGGGUCUGGGACCUGAACUCAUGCAGCUCACAUUCAAGAUGGCCCGUGCGGGUCUUGUGCUGAGUCUAGACUGCCUCGACUGUGUUAAAAAUACUGAGUUCCAGCAGGCGGUCAACGCAAACCCCCCCGUGUUGGCGUCUGGUAACAACAAGUCAUCUAGCAACGCUCCUCUUCCAGAGUACCUGAAUCUGGCCCAUUCCAUCGUAGAAAUCGAGCUUUGUUCCAAGCAAGAGGACUGGGGGCGGAUGGGCAAGGUGUUCAGCUCCAUCAUUCAGUCCAGCAAGUACGCCAACCAGGUGGGGAGGAUCAGCGGACGCAUUGCCAUCGCGCUCCUGUCUGAAGGCAAAGACAAGCUGUCGCUGCCCUUUGCAGCCUUCGCUGAGACGGUGUGUCAGAGCGAAAUAAUCGACAGCCCGAUGAGGAGUUCUUUAGGCCGGAUUGGAGUCUCGCUCAUGUUGAGAUACCACAAAACGCAUCAAUGGGCCAAGGGUCGGAGGGUGGUGGAGGUGCUGUCUGUUUCAAAAGUCAACUACGCAACACUGAAGGGUUUGUUUGGGAACGAGGAUGGAACGUCCCGCUGCAACCUGGUCACCGUGGCAACGGAGCUCUUCCUCCUGAGUGGCAGCCUGGAGGGAGCCCUCAACACACUCAGAGAGAACAAGUGGUUCUUGAGCUCCAGCGCGUGGCCAUGUGAGCCCGCGGAUCUGGAGAGCAGGACUCGCGUGUUGCUGCGUUUGGCGGAAAAAACCUCCCACAGAGACACGCUGGAGGUCCUCUGUAACCUCCCCGGACUCAAGGAGCCGAACGACUUGGUGGACACCUCCCGCUACGCCUCUCUGUUCAACUCUCAGCUGCGAGUGUGCGUGGACCGGCAGAUCUACCCGGUGGCCUCGGACGCCGUGGACUUCAUGCUCUCUAAAAAUCUGUCGGUUGACCCCGCCGUGCUGCAGCUGCUCCUGAACAAACUGGGCAAGCAGAACCUGUGGCUCCGGGCCCGGGAGCUCUUCAGACACUCGCUGAGUAUGGGCUACUACCCGGGCGUGUCCUCCCCCCCCGGCUUCAUGGCGCUGAUCGUCCCCUGCCGGCUGGGGGAAGUGGAGCUGGCUCUCAGCCUGGAGAUGUUCAUCGCCGUCAACGGCACCGACAUCUUCCACCUUCCCGACGCCUCCACUUCCUGUCUCAGCGUCACGCUGAAAAGGACUCAGAGCUGCGAGAGCGAGUACCUCGCCGCCGGCAGCCGCAUCCUGUCCGCGGCGUGCGUCCUUCAGCCCAAAGUCCUCGUGCACUACACGGCGGUGAACGCGCUGCAGGAUCAAGUGUUCUUACUCGACGUUCCCUCCGCCCGCUGCUGGCUCCGCCACAAUCAUGUGUGGGCCAAUGAGGUGUGGACGCACUGAUCAAACGCGCUCAAGCCCCGCCCCCAACGCCACGCGCUUCGCUUCCCGUGGGCUCCGAACCGCUCAUGUUUCAGAGACAUCGGCUGAAAACACAACCAAUGAAAUCAGGACAACCGACCCAUGUGCGUUUCUGUUGGCGCACACGUUUGUGCUCAAAAUUCAUUUUUGCCUUUUGACCAGGAAGCAAAGAAUCACAAACGGACCGACGCCAGAACCUCUUACGGUGUUUUGGUUUUUACAACAAUAAUCGUUUUUGUUUCGGUUUGUUUCCUGAAGUGUUCUUUUAGCUAUUUUGUCACUUUGUGAUUUACCAUUUGAGGGAGCUUUGUGGAGACCAGGAUAUUUUGUAUGGUUGUUACUAGUAUAAGAUUUUGUUUAUAACAAUGUAAAUAAUGUCUUGGUCUGUGUGUAUAUAAGUCUUUGACAGUAUUAUGUUUCUGUAUUGUACUGAUUGUAGAGAUUACAAGUGUUAAUUGUUCAGGAGCUGUGAUCUACAUUUUCUUUAAUGUUUUUAUAAAAAAAAAAAACAUGUUCUGCUCCAAAAGGUUUGACGUGUGAAGUGUUUAUUUUCUGCAUCAUACAACGUUCUUUAAGUGACUGCUGUCCAUAUGAAGCCAGAGAGGCGUUUUAAGCUGGUGGUUUGCCUGUAAUAUUCAGACCUCGGUGCUUUGGAAACGAGAAGCUUGUCACUACGUUCAAAACAAACUCCACAGCGGUUUAUUACAUCUGAAAAGUGAAUCUAAAUGUGUUUAAUAUCUGACCAUAUAAAUCAAUCAAUCCUUUUAUUCAUAGAGUCUUAUCCGAACCACCAGA
Molecule: messenger RNA, 5441 nt
Organism: Pungitius pungitius (ninespine stickleback)
Lineage: Eukaryota; Metazoa; Chordata; Actinopteri; Perciformes; Gasterosteidae
Gene: topaz1
Product: testis and ovary specific TOPAZ 1
Exons: 20
Coding region: 267-4628 (1453 amino acids)
Biological process (GO): spermatocyte division
Source: RefSeq, a predicted model, not a curated record